Messenger RNA from Capsella rubella, 2117 nucleotides. Its product is annotated as multicopper oxidase LPR1. Gene Ontology annotation, molecular function: copper ion binding; oxidoreductase activity. The record is from RefSeq and is a predicted model, not a curated record. The coding region runs from base 245 to 1993 and encodes 582 amino acids. The transcript has 4 exons. NCBI's taxonomy places the organism in Eukaryota, Viridiplantae, Streptophyta, Magnoliopsida, Brassicales, Brassicaceae.
AUUUGAAUAAAUAUAAAAGUUUUACAAAAUUAGAUUAGGGAUAGAAUAUAAGUGUAAAGAUCCUAUACUUCGUAGACUUAAGGGUGUGAACCAGACACCACCACGUUCUCACACACACACACACACACACAUACUUCUAUAUAUAUGAUCUAAUUUAAUGAUCAAGAACUUAAUUUCUCUCAUCCCAAACUAAUUAUUCACAAACACACUCACACACAGACACAAGUGACUCGAGUUGUCAGAAAUGGGAUCUCUAUCGUGUCAGAGGAAGAUGAAGAGAGUGAUGAUGGUAAUAGUAACAGUAACGUGGCUCCGUGGCAUGUGCGGGGAGCUGCUCGAUGACCAGUUAUUCGAAGUGGAAAAGCUUAAGAUGUUCGUUGACGACCUCCCUGAUAUGCCUAGACUCCAUGGGUUUAACUCUGUUCAUGGCAUCCUCAAACCCACUUCUCUUCAAAUCGGCAUGUUCUCCACUAAAUGGAAAUUUCAUAGAGACUUGCCAGCGACACAAGUGUUCGCAUACGGUACAUCACGUAGCAAGGCAACAGUUCCUGGUCCGACGAUAGAAGCCGUGUAUGGAGUAGACACAUACGUUACGUGGCGAAACCACCUUCCUUCAUCUCACAUUCUUCCUUGGGAUCCCACAAUCUCCCCAGCAACUCCGAAACACGGUGGGAUUCCUACGGUGGUUCACUUACACGGAGGAAUCCACGAACCAGCCAGUGAUGGAAACGCUGAUGCAUGGUUCACGUCAGGUUUUAGAGAGACAGGACCAAAAUGGACCAAAACGACGUUGCAUUACGAGAACAAGCAACAACCUGGUAACAUGUGGUACCACGACCAUGCCAUGGGUUUGACCCGGAUCAACAACCUCGCCGGUAUGGUGGGCGCCUACGUUCUUCGCCACCCCGCCGUAGAAUCUCCUCUUCGACUACCCACCGGCGAUGAAUUUGACCGGCCGUUGAUUAUUUUCGACCGGAGCUUUCGUAAAGACGGGUCGAUUUACAUGAACGCAACAGGGAACAACCCUUCUAUUCACCCGCAAUGGCAACCUGAAUACUUCGGCGAUAUGAUCAUCGUUAAUGGAAAAGCGUGGCCGAGACUAAACGUCCGACGCAGGAAAUACAGAUUCCGCAUCAUAAACGCAAGCAACGCAAGAUUCUUUAAAUUCUUCUUCUCCAACGGUCUAGAUUUCAUCGUCGUGGGUUCUGACUCUGCGUAUCUCUCAAAACCAGUGGUGACUAAAUGGAUCCUCUUAUCUCCUUCAGAAAUAGCAGACGUCAUCGUUGAUUUCUCGAAGUCGCCGUCGAGAACAGUGGUGCUAGCUAAUGACGCGCCGUAUCCUUACCCUAACGGCGAUCCUGUCAACAAGGAGAAUAGCAAGGUAAUGAAAUUUAUAGUCAAAACUGAACCCGAGGAUGACACAUGUACAGUCCCCAAGAAGCUCAUCGAGUACCCGCAUGUAGAUGUAUCAAACGCGGUUCUCACACGUUACAUAUCUAUGUACGAGUACGUGAGCAACUCUGAUGAGCCAACUCAUUUGUUCGUCAACGGCUUGCCCUAUGACGCUCCCGUCACGGAAACUCCAAAAAUAGGAACCACCGAGGUGUGGGAAGUGAUAAAUUUGACCGAGGAUAACCAUCCGUUACAUAUUCAUCUCGGACUAUUCAAAGUGGUUGAGCAAACGGAGUUACUGGCGGCAGGGUUGGAUGAGUUCAAGGAGUGUAUGACGAAACACAACGAUGCAGUCAAGUGUCAGAUUAGUAAAUACGCACGAGGGAAGAAGACGGCGGUGACAGCACACGAGAGAGGUUGGAAGAACGUGUUCAAGAUGAUGCCAGGACAUGUUACGAGAAUACUCGUACGUUUUUCUUAUAUCCACACUAACGCAUCUUACCCAUUCGAUGCGACCCAGGAACCUGGCUACGUCUACCAUUGUCACAUAUUGGACCAUGAGGACAAUAUGAUGAUGAGGCCGCUUAAGGUCGUUAAUUGAUAUGUGCAAUAUAACUCUUCAAAAGCUAAAAAUCAAUCGAAUGCAUCAUUCAUUGAGAAUGUAAUAUAAUCUACACUUUAUUAAUCCCUAGUAAAAUUAGUACUGCAGGCUAUGUUGAAAAGAA